AUGAGCGACUCCAUCCCAACCACGCACCCAAACCUCGACCUCUUUUCCACGGUGGACAAUGGCAAUGAUCUCUCUCCACUGGACGACACAAAGGGCUUUGCACCGUUGUUUCAUUUGCAGCAAGUGCACUCGUUCCAGCCAUUGGACAUGACUGGCAGCGGGCACAUGGGCAGUCGCUUGCACAGCCCGACAUCCAUGCACGGCGAUCUGUUUGAACUGAUGCCCGUACCGAAGCGGUCCAAGACCAUGGAUAUGCAUGGCUCCGCCACGUCCACCGCCGCCACGUCAGCGCCCACAACAACAGCAGCAACGAUGGCGCCGACACCAGCCACCUCCGCGGCACUGGCAACCAAUGCCGGGGCAUGGGACGUCAGCUUUGGCGAGGGCGAUGCAACGGACGACUUCUUGUGGGGGGAACUGCAAGACCUCAAUCAGCCACUAGGCAGCACACCGGUGUCGCCCAUGUUUCCUGAAUCGAGCCCGCACCAUUGCACGGCAUCGCCGCGGCGAUUGCUCACAGCAGGCGCAAUACCAGACGCACCGUCGCACCACCACCAGCACCCGCACCAGCAACAGAGCGUGGACGGCGAGAAUGGCAGUGGCAUGCUCGUUGCGCCAGCAGGGAGCGUGUACUCUGCGCAGCCACUACCGUCUGGCCCAGGAAAACCAACAGUGGCUGGUGGCGCCAACGGCAGGCACACCACUACCGCCAGCAGCAGCAGCAGCGGCAGCAGCAGUGGUCAUGGUGGUGCGUCGAAGAAGCAGAAGAAAGGGCGAGGAAGGGCAAGCGGUGGCGGUCGCAAGCGCAGUGGUGGUAAAGGGAGCAAGAAGCGUGGGCAAGGUGCAAGUGCGGGCGCCAAGUGGAAGCACAACGCAACACAGCCAGCCGGCACACCAGCAGCGCAUCAGUCAUCGCUUGCGCCCGUACAGCUGCCGCUGACAACCAGUCAUGGCUCCUAUCAUCAUCACCCGACAUCAACACACGCGCACACACCAGCAGCCGGGUGGGCCCACACGUCCCAUCACGCCAACACCAACACCAAUGAGUACAGCAUGGACAACACGGGUGGUGCCCGCUGCACGUGCGAGCAGUGCACCACGGGCACGGGUAUGGCAUCGGCUGCGUGUGCAUCUUCAAUGCCGCCACCACCCUCCGGUAGCCUGCGGUACGUUGUGGACAACGACAGUAGCAGCAGCAGCAGCAGUAGCAACAACAGCUACAACAGCUGCAGCAAUGGGAACGGGCACGCGACGAAUGGGAGUAACGACUCUAGUGCAAGCUCGGCGUCCAUCUCCCCACCGACGGCCCACAGCCCCGCAGCAGGGAAGGCGCCACCCGUCUCACUCACAACACCAGCACCACCCGUCUCCUCAGCAGCGGCUGCAGUGGACACCACGACAAGCGGUCAGGCAGGUGCACAUGGCAGUGCACACCAUAUGAAUGGGAUGAAGGCGAUGGCUGCGAGGAGAGGCAACAAGGGCCGCAUUGCGCAUGACGCCACGCCCGUCAGGCAGGACGCAGUUGCACAGUUUAUUGACAGUCUGACGUAUGAGGAGCGUGCGCUGAUGGAGAAGGAGGGCGCUGUCGUGCACAAGCUGGACUAUGUGUCCACUGGGCGUUUGAAGGAGCUCAAGGCCAUCCGCCGGAAAAUCAAGAACAAGCUGUCUGCGAAGCACAGCCGCAUGCGGCGGAAGGAGUACAUCUCGACGCUUGAGAGCGAGAAGGAGCAGAUGGCUGCGCAGAUUAAGCAGCUGCAGUACAAGGUCUCCGAUCUCCAGCACGAAAACUGCCAGCUCCGCUCCAAGUCGUCAACAGGCCGCAAGGCGACGCCAACGUCAGCGAGCAAGGCUGCCGCUGCUGCUGGUCCCGGCGCCUGUGCCAUCCUCGUGAUGGCCCUCGCCCUCAGCACAGCCACCCCGCAGCCAUCAGCACACACCCUUGCCGCAAAGGGCCAGCUGCAGAGUUCGGUGCUUGGCGGGCUGUUGCGGCCCGGCGCCAUCCAGACGGCGCUCUCGCUCUCUCCCUCGCAGCGGCAGCAGCUCAAGUCCACGUUUGAAACCCUCGGCAUCACCACCAAGCUGGCCGAGCUUGGCCAGUCGCUGCCCGGGUCACCGCUGAUGGACAUUGCUGUUGUGAGCACGCCGGCGACUGCUGCUCCCGCCGCCACACCAGCAGCACCAGCAGUGACAGCCGCCACCACAACCACGACACAUGGCGCAAAGAAGUGGGUGGUGCCUGGCACGACGCUAUCACAGGUGAUGGCGACUCCCACAGCGCAGCCGCCAGUCACAUACCCUCAGUCAUAUGCGCACACAAGCACAGCUGCCACCACCGCCCCUCCAAGCACGUACACCACUGCUGCCCAUGUCAACGUGAUGGCAGCACCUGCAUCCACUGUGCAGCCCCAGUACCAGCAGCAGUACCAGUACCAGUACCAGCAGCAGCAACAAGUGCCCGUGUCGCACGGCGCUGGCCCAUCCACAUCAGUGGUUGCAGUCCCAGCACCAGUGUCUCGGGCGCAACCCGCGCCUCCAGUGUCCACGACGUACAGCGUCGUGUCGGCACCACCACCUGCGUCUGCUGCCCGCAACAACGUUGGUGUUCCGUACCCCACAACGGCCAAGACAAUGGCACCAACGAGAGCAGCACCUGCUGGGGCGAGCGCAAGCGCAACACCGCGCGCGAUGAUGACAACCAUGGCCAGGUCUGCUGCACCCGCGCCGUACGCAAACGCAACGCGCAUGGCACCUGUGGCACCGCCCGUUGUUUCGACCACGGCGACGCUGGUUGCACACCCGCCAACGACAGCAACAACAGGCGCACCCACGCCCAUGGCCAUCAAGGCCGAGGAGGAGGUUGCUGCUGCUCAGUGA
Salpingoeca rosetta is the source of this 2874-nucleotide messenger RNA. RefSeq lists its product as uncharacterized. NCBI's taxonomy places the organism in Eukaryota, Choanoflagellata, Craspedida, Salpingoecidae. Gene Ontology annotation, molecular function: cAMP response element binding; DNA-binding transcription factor activity, RNA polymerase II-specific. The coding region runs from base 1 to 2874 and encodes 957 amino acids. The transcript has 10 exons. Gene Ontology annotation, biological process: regulation of transcription by RNA polymerase II. The record is from RefSeq and is a predicted model, not a curated record.